Messenger RNA from Ipomoea triloba (trilobed morning glory), 1110 nucleotides. RefSeq lists its product as uncharacterized. Lineage: Eukaryota; Viridiplantae; Streptophyta; Magnoliopsida; Solanales; Convolvulaceae. Bases 1 to 1110 code for a protein of 369 amino acids. The transcript has a single exon. Gene Ontology annotation, molecular function: RNA-DNA hybrid ribonuclease activity; nucleic acid binding. The record is from RefSeq and is a predicted model, not a curated record.
AUGUUUUGCCCAAGGGAUGUUGACCUCAUUAUGAAUGUUCCUAUUCCUAUUUCAAAUGUAGGGGAUUCUAUGUAUUGGGGUAGGGAGGAGAAGGGUUUUUACACGGUUAAGAGUGCGUAUAGGUUUGCAAAGGGGAUUGAGCGAACGGAGAGGGAGUUAGGGUGGACGGGGGUGUGGUAUUUGAAUUUACCUCCAAAAGCUAAAUGUUUUUUCUGGACUCUUUGUUCAAUGUGUCUCCCAACAAAGGAUUUAUUAUAUAUGAAGCGGGUUAAUUGUGAUCAGGUGUGUAUGUUAUGCGGCUUGGCAAAUGAGUCCGUUGUUCACCUGUUCGCGAAUUGCUCUUUUGCUCGUGAUUGUUGGCGUGAAUUAGAUGCUGCAUGGAACUUAUCUUAUGUGGAUUCCCAGUCUUGGCUUGCAGAGAUGUGGAAUGUGCUUUCAAAGAAUAUGCUAGAAAAGGUGGUCAUGGUGUGCUGGGCAUUAUGGGAAAACCGCAACUCACUGUGUUGGAAGAAUACUGGUAUGCCACCUAUAACAGUAGUUCAACAUGCAUUAGCAUUUUAUGAAAAUUGGAAGAAAGUGACAGUAGCUACACAUGAAAGUGCACUUAUUUCUAAUACUGCUGUUUUGGACUCGACAAGUUGGUUGCCACCGCCACCAGGAUACUUGAAACUAAACAUUGAUGUGUCGAUGGCUGUGCAUCACCGGAGAAUGGGUUUUGGCUGGGUUUGUCGUGAUGAGACGGGUAUUGUGGUUGGAGUGCGCAUGAAUAGCAUGAUGGGCCUAUAUUCGGUUCGGGAAGCGGAAGCUAUGGGGGCGAGGGAAGUUUUGAGUUGGAUAAAGUUGAUGGGUUGGGAGCGGGUGAUCCUCGAAACUGAUGCCCAGAUUGUUACUAGAGCGGUACAAGGUGGUCUAGAUUUCUCUCCGUUUGGGACUAUUAUUCAUGACAUUAGACUUUUGUUGAAAUCUUUACCGUAUGUUUGUUUUGUUUUCGCUAAACGUAGUAGUAAUAUUGCCGCUCAUUCUGCGGCAUAUCAUGCUUCUUGUAAUACUGAGGGAGGUCCUGUUGUGUUUCUGGAUUCCAGCCCUCGGUUUCUUUCUGGUGUUGUUUGA